Prunus dulcis (almond) is the source of this 1735-nucleotide messenger RNA. RefSeq names its product DNA replication complex GINS protein PSF3-like. Gene Ontology annotation, cellular component: GINS complex. The coding region runs from base 163 to 720 and encodes 185 amino acids. The record is from RefSeq and is a predicted model, not a curated record. Lineage: Eukaryota; Viridiplantae; Streptophyta; Magnoliopsida; Rosales; Rosaceae. The transcript has 8 exons. Gene Ontology annotation, biological process: mitotic DNA replication initiation.
UUUCAUUUCAUUUUUGGAUCGUCUUCUUCCCUCCGUUUUAGUUAAAUCUCUCUCGUCGGCAACAGAUUUCACCCUCAAAAAAGAAAAAGGGAAACAAGAACUCAGGAGUCUGUCCAGGAGAAGGGAGGGAGCAUUGUACGGAAAGUGGGAUCUUUUCUGAAAAUGGCAAGUUACUAUGACAUUGAUGAUAUUCUUGUGGAGGAACAGCGUGUCCCAGUUGUUUUCCAGCAAGCAGUAAAUGGGGUUGAUAUUGAUCCUAGUGCUGAGACCCAUUGUGUUGAACCCGGUUCAAAGGUAGAACUGCCUUACUGGCUUGCCCAUGAGUUACACCUCAGAAAAUUAGCAAAGAUGAAGGUUCCUGCAUGUUUCAAUCAAAGAACAAAACUGGAACUUGGGGCUGAUGGUGCAUCUGUGGAUUUAAGAUCUCGAUGUCUAUACUUCUAUGAAUUUGGAUGCAAGAUAGCACCGCUGGUUGGUGAUAGAGACAUGGGAUCAUUCCUAUUAUCUGCAUUUAGGACCAGGUAUCAGAAAAUCCUGGCCAAGGCACAUAACGCAGCAUUUACAGCACAUUCAAAAUUGCUGUCGUACUUAACAAAAGAAGAAACCAAUCUGUAUGAGGCAGCUCAGUCGUCAAUGGCGGCCUUUAAGAAGUGGCGGAUAGGCGGCCCCCGAUUCGAGAGAGCUUCUGUACUUGGGAGGAAGAGGAAGGAAGCCAGCUGAUUAGUUGUGGUUUGACCAGCUUGAGCUUGUGGGUGUUUUGGUGGAGGACCCGACCGUAAUCUGAAUCACAUAGGUGUCAAAAAAAAUUUUUUUGCACACCCCUGUAAAAAAAUCCUAAACCCGUUAUUGGUGAUCGUGGCUCGGUUUAGGCACCAAAAACCCUCCUCUUCCAAUUCUUCUCCUUGUCGAUGUCGUUAUGACGUGUUCUUGAGUUUCAGGGGCAAAGACACUCGAAAGACUUUCACAGACCAUCUCUACGCAGCCUUUGUGGAGAAAGGCUUUCCCACGUUCCGAGACAAAGAAGAAGUUGAGAGGGGAGAAGGUAUAAAGCCAGAAUUGCAGAAAGCCAUCCAACAGUCGCGAAGCUCAGUCAUUGUUUUUUCAAAAGACUACGCGUCUUCCGGAUGGUUCCUUGACGAGCUUGUCUUCAUCCUCGAACACAAGAGGAUCUCCUCAGAACAUGUAGUUUUACCAGUCUUCUACGACGUCGAUCCUUCCCACUUGAGGAACCAGACAGGAAGGGUUGGAGAAGCAUUUUCUAGGCACGAAGAAAAUUAGCAAUCACCCCACAAGAUCAAACAAUGGAAGGUAGCACUUAGAGAAGUUGCAGAUCUAUCAGUGAUGGUCUUAAAAAAUCAAGCUAAUGGGUAACUUCAUUCCAACUGCCUCUUUGAUUUUUUUGAUAACUUUAACUAGCUAUAGCUUUUCUUAUCAGGGGUGGUCUUAAAAACUAAGCUAAUGGGUGAAUGAGACUGUACUUUUUAAGUAUUUGAUAUCAUGACAUGUUAUUUAAAUGUUAUUUAUUUUUCAUUUUUAAUUGCAAUUAUUAGGUACGAGUCAAAGUUUGUCAACCAAAUUAUUAAAGUGAUUGACGACAAACUAAGUCGCAUGCGCACACCCUUUACUGUUGCACCCUACCCGACUGGAAUGGAUUCUCGAGUUGAAUUUAUUAAUUCAUGGUUACAGGAUGGAUCAACCGAUGUUCGUAUACUUUUAAUUAAUGGGGUUGGGGGAA